This is a messenger RNA of Dendroctonus ponderosae (mountain pine beetle), 755 nucleotides long. RefSeq lists its product as uncharacterized. The record is from RefSeq and is a predicted model, not a curated record. NCBI's taxonomy places the organism in Eukaryota, Metazoa, Arthropoda, Insecta, Coleoptera, Curculionidae.
GCAUAUAAAGCCAGCAAUCCAGAAAAGUACCAAGAAAUAACAGCGCCUGCUAUUGAUAUUCUUAGCACCUUUUUGGAGAGUGUGUCAAAGGAAAUUGAGGGAACUUUUCAAACAGCGCUGGAAUACAUCAAAGAGACCAAUCAACAAGGCGCGGAUAAAGCUCAGAUGUUUUUAGACGACUUUGGUCCUUCCAGGUUAAGAGGCUGUAAAUAUGAGGGCCAAUAUUCAGCAUGGAUUCAUGGAGAUUGCUGGUCAAACAAUAUGCUGUUUAAAUAUCUGGCAAAUGGGGACUUGGAGGACAUAAAACUCCUCGACCAUCAAUGUGGAAGAGAUUCAACUCCCGUCCAUGAUCUGUCUUACUGUUUCUACUCCGGAGCCUCCAAGCCCGACUUUGAUAAACUGGACUACUAUCUGGAUUUGUACUACCACAGUUUUUCGAAGUUCGCCAAAGAGUUGGGCGCUGAUCCAGACAAAAUGUUGCCUUUGGAAGCUCUGAAAAACGACUGGAAAAAGUACGCACUUAUGGGCAUUUACAUGGCAAUCGUGGCCGGGUCAUUGAAGUUCAUGGCGAAAAAGGAAUUCCAGGAUAGAAUGGCCGAAACUCCCAAAGAUCAGGACUUAAUUGCAAACAUUCUUCAGAUGAUCAAACAAAGCCGAGAGCAUCCUUCGUGGAAGAAGACACUGGCCGAUAUUUUGGUACACGCAGUUGAGUACGGGAUAAUUAAUUGACUUAUCUAUUAAAUUGUCUAAGUUUU